Mycena indigotica is the source of this 774-nucleotide messenger RNA. Its product is annotated as Guanine nucleotide binding protein, alpha subunit. The transcript has 6 exons. The record is from RefSeq and is a predicted model, not a curated record. Gene Ontology annotation, cellular component: heterotrimeric G-protein complex. Gene Ontology annotation, molecular function: G protein-coupled receptor binding; G-protein beta/gamma-subunit complex binding; guanyl nucleotide binding. Bases 1 to 774 code for a protein of 257 amino acids. Gene Ontology annotation, biological process: adenylate cyclase-modulating G protein-coupled receptor signaling pathway. Lineage: Eukaryota; Fungi; Basidiomycota; Agaricomycetes; Agaricales; Mycenaceae.
AUGCAUUUCCUCGCCAAACCUGCCACGGCAACACGAGAACAGACCCAGAACGAUGAGAUUGAGAAGGAGCUCAAGGCAGAGGCCCGUGCAAAGGGUAAGGAACACAAGAUAUUGCUGCUGGACGAACACGCCGACGACCGCGAGGCGACGGUGAUGAUGAACAGCGUGAAAGAGCGGGGAAAGGGGAAGGAUCUUGCCGAGCAGCCAGACGCGAGCAUCGUCGAGGCCCGAAUGCAGGUCGGAGCAACGACACACAACUUCGUACAUCUUCGACACUGGCACCGCGGCCACGGCGACAUGGACAAAUGGAUGCAGUGCUUCGAAAAUGUCACCGCCAUCGCCUUCUUCGCCGACUUGUGCGACUACAAUGUCAUGGAGCUCGAUGAAAACCGUCUCUUAACGAGCAUCACCCACUUCGACAACCUCUGCUCAUCUCGCUGGGUCAGCAACGUCAGCAUAAUACUCUUCCUCAACAUUGAGGGACUGCCUGAACGGCUCUCGGAAUCUCCCCCCGACCCGGCCCACUUCCCCGGUUAUACUGGCGGAGGCGACUACGACAAAUUCUGCGACUACGCCCUCCAUCGCUUCAUCAGCCUCAACCAGCACCCCGGAACCAGCGUCAUCUACGCCCACUACGUCACUUCGACGAACCAGGAAACGACGAUCAAGUUCAUACUGAGCGCAAUUGUCGACAUCGCGCUGUCCGCGAAGCUGAACGCUGAGGCAGACAAGAAGAAACCAAGCCCGAGACCGCUAACUGGAACAUCGCGCUAA